AUGAUUGGAGAAGAUUUGGACAAAAGGGAACAUUUUAUUUCGACGCUUGAAUCAAGAUUUUUGUAUCUUGCAGCUGAUGCAAAGUCUACCUUAAGGGGUUGGAGGCCAUCAUAUAGAAAUGUAUUACUUGAAGUGAGAAAAAAAUUAAAAAUUCCUUGUUCAGCCAAAUUAUCAACUGAAGAUCUAGAAGUAGAGAUUUUUCUACAUCUAUUGCAAGAAUACUCAAGUGAACCUGGAAAUUUUCAAAGCUCGAUGGGUAGCUCAACGUCUUCUGAAUGGGGUGAUAAUCUAGAACUUGGACUUAGUCGGUGGAAGGUACAAUCAGUAGCAGCUGUAAGGUUUGGGGCUGCAGAGCUUCGAUCGACAAUAUUAAAGGGAGGUGGGAUGCUUGCAUUUGAGAAAUUUUUUGCAUGGAUGGAAGGUAGCUUAUCUGGAAAGAUGUUCUCGGAAGCUGCCAAAUAUCAGAUGAAGAGAGAAGUUGUCAGCAAGGGUGGACAGUUAGCAGCUAUCAGCCUAGAAACCCAAGCGGCCUUACUUGCUGCAAAACAGGGUCUGAAAGUUGCUGCCACUCGAUAUUUGGGGCUUAGAAGUGUGGCGCAAUUACUUGGCCCAAUGAUGUGGGGUACCCUUCUGGCAGAUGUUGUGAUUCAAAUGCUUGGAACUGACUAUGCUAGAAUCCUGCGAGCUGUAUAUGCAUUUGCACAGAUUCGAAUCUAUCGCUCUCAUGGAAUUGCAUCUGAUUAUUAA
Messenger RNA from Fraxinus pennsylvanica, 747 nucleotides. The record is from the annotation of a GenBank genome assembly. NCBI's taxonomy places the organism in Eukaryota, Viridiplantae, Streptophyta, Magnoliopsida, Lamiales, Oleaceae.